Molecule: messenger RNA, 2373 nt
Organism: Glycine soja
Lineage: Eukaryota; Viridiplantae; Streptophyta; Magnoliopsida; Fabales; Fabaceae
Product: heterogeneous nuclear ribonucleoprotein U-like protein 1
Exons: 9
Coding region: 37-2148 (703 amino acids)
Molecular function (GO): protein binding
Source: RefSeq, a predicted model, not a curated record
UUUUAAUGUUUUGGCGCCUGUCCUUAACAAAUAACAAUGGCUUCGAACAAAAGGCAUUUCGCGGAGGAAGACGACGAUCCUCACUCGUUCUCCAAGAAAUCGAAGGAAUCUGAAUCUGAAUCUGAUGCAUCCCCUUCUUCUCUUCGUGUUUUUCUCAAUCCUGCGGACUGUGACUUGGAUUUCCAUAUUGAUGGCAAUGGACAUGUUGGAUAUGGCCUUCAUGAGGAAGGGUUUGCUUAUUGCUGGUCCGGUGCCCGAGCUAACGUGGGAAUAACCAGAGGUAGAUAUUGUUUUGCCUGCAAAGUUGUUUCUGCACAGACGGUUAACAUGCAGGACACGGCCCCUGAGCAGCAGCAUAUUUGUCGCCUCGGGAUUUCCAGAGGGGACAAUGCGGUUGGAAACCUAGGGGAGUCCAGGCAGAGCUUUGGAUAUGGUGGCACGGGCAAGUUUUCGAACUGUGGAAGAUUCUUAGAUUUUGGUGACAAGUUUGGUGUUGGUGAUACAAUAGUUUGUUGCGUUGACCUCGACCUUGAAAGCAGACCACUGGCUUCUAUUGGUUUCUCCAAGAAUGGGAAAUGGUUGGGUGCUGCAACUCAAUUUGAUGCGGCUCGCCUUGGAGUGGUGGAUUCUCCUCCCGGGAAUUUACAAUGGACAUCGGCCCUUUUUCCGCAUGUGCUGUUGAAAAAUGUUGUGGUCCAGAUGCAGUUCAGUGUCAAAGAUGGACUUGUUCCUGAAGAUGGGUUCAAACCUUGGGCCUCGGCUAUGGAGGAUGGAAACAUAGUUAUGGGACCUUCUUUUUCUGAACCAAGGGAUUGUGAAGUGAUAAUGAUGGUGGGGUUACCAGCUUCAGGCAAGACUACAUGGGCAGAAAAAUGGGUAAAAGAUCAUCCAGAGAAGCGUUAUGUGUUGCUUGGGACAAAUUCAAUUCUUGAUCAGAUGAAGGUACCUGGACUAUUGCGGAGAAACAACUAUGGUGAAAGAUUUGAUCUUUUGAUGGAUAGGGCAACUCGAAUUUUCAAUAUACUGCUAUCCAGGGCAGCUAAUAUACCUCGCAAUUAUAUAAUUGACCAGACAAAUGUCUAUAAAAGUGCACGUAAGCGUAAACUUGAGCCAUUUGCUGAUUAUCAGAAGAUUGCUGUUGUUGUAUUCCCAAAGCCAGAUGAGCUCAAGAUACGGUCUGAUAAAAGAUUUACAGAAAUGGGGAAAGAAGUGCCACCUGAUGCUGUGAAUAAAAUGAUAGCUAAUUAUGUUCUGCCUAAAAGCAAGGAUAUGCCUCGUUCAGAUGAAUUUUUUGAUCAGGUAAUGUUUGUAGAACUGAACCGAGGCGAGUCUCAGAAAUAUUUGGAUCAGAUGAAGCAGAAUCUUGCAUAUAUAUCUAGUAAUAACUCAUCAACAUUACCCCCUGGAGGUUCUUUUGAGUCUUUUGCUGGUUCGAAUUUACCAAAUAAAAGAAGUCUCACAGGCAGUGGUCUUCACCAGCCUGGCUCUUAUUCUCCCAUCGCUCCACCCAACUAUGGGAUGCCUGGUCAAGUUAGUCAGGUUAAUGCAAAUGGGGGUAUGAAUUCAUUUUCUGGAGUAUAUCCAGGAUGUCAAAUUCCGCAUGUUGCCAGAGCAGCCUCUCCUUGUGAACCUUAUUACAAUAAUGAAUCAAAUUGUUUUGCUAGAGAUAUUGCCGGUUAUAAUCAAACUUACGGUGCUAUUCCGACUGGUGAUAUGCGGAAUUACAACAGCUCUGUUGUGCGUGGCCCAUAUAGGCCAAACAUUGUAGAGAACAAUAUGAUUUUCCGUGAUGCUUUUCCUGAUGCCUACAGGAGUCGCAUGAAUGAACCCUCUCCAAUAGCAAUUGCAAGGUCAAUGUCUUUCGAUUAUAGCACUCAUACUGAACCUUAUCCUGAUGCCUACAGGAGUGGCAUGAAUGAAUCCUCUCCAAUAGCAAGGGCAAGGGCAACUCGUAAUGAACCUUAUCCUAAAGAGGAUUCCAGCCAUUCCUACAGAGGUUUCCGGCCUGAACUGCAUACUCGCUUCCCGACGUUAUUUGAUUCACUUUCCCCAUAUGGGACACUGACUCCAAGACCUUCUUAUGGAAGUUCACCUAAUAACAUGCCGUAUUCAGGAACAUAUGCCUCCCAGCGUCCAAGAUACUUCUAACUGCCGUGUAGAUUCUGCUGGUCCACCUCAUUGUCUAUAAAUUAAUGUUGUGAAGGGGAACAAGGCUUCACUUCCACUGACUGCAAAAAUUUGUAUAUAUGUAUAUCUGUUCAUGUUUCGGAUAUUUAUUAUUUGAUUUAUUUAUGUACUUGAAUGGAAAGUAAUAAAGUGAGGUUUGCUUUAUAGGCAAAAAUAUAAACGAAAAAGUAGUUUUCUGUUCAUUCA